This is a messenger RNA of Micromonas pusilla CCMP1545, 912 nucleotides long. RefSeq names its product glycosyltransferase family 25 protein. NCBI's taxonomy places the organism in Eukaryota, Viridiplantae, Chlorophyta, Mamiellophyceae, Mamiellales, Mamiellaceae. The record is from RefSeq and is a predicted model, not a curated record. The annotation marks the transcript as partial. The transcript has a single exon.
AUGGCGCGGGCGCGGGUCAUCAGCGCGCUCGCGCUGCUCUUCGUCCUCGCGAUCGCGACCGUCGUCGCCGCGGACGAGUCAUGCGACGCGACGCGCGGAAGCUGCGCCGCCGACGCCGCGCCGGAGGAGUCCCCCGCGGACGUCGCGAAAUUGCGAGGCCUCCCGCUCGUGCUGUGGCUGAACCUCGACGCGGACGCGGACCGACGAGGACACAUGGAGCGAAUGUUCGAUCGCUGGAACGUGACGAACCACGUCCGCGUCCGCGGACACGACGCGCGGCGCGUGGACGUGACGACGCUUCUCCACGGCGGCGCGGCGGCGCACCCUGGCGAGAUCGGCUGCACGGUAUCGCACCUCAAAGCGCUGCGAUACUUCGUGACGCGCACGGACGAGGACGUCGCGCUGAUAAUGGAGGACGACGCGGAUAUCGAGCAGGCGUCGCACUGGAGCUUCGCGUGGGAGGAGUUCUUUGACGCGCUGCCGGUCGACUACGACACCGUCCAGCUGUCGCUCAUCAACACGCAGAGGGUGCACGUCAGUUUGCACCCGCGGUUCUCCAACGACUACGGCGCCGCCGCGUAUCUGGUGACGCGUCACCACGCGACGAAACUCCUCAGACAGCACGUCGUGAGCGACGACGCGGUAGAUUCCGACGACGGGGUGAAGUACAGGCUCGAUAACUCGGCCACCGGGCGCGCGACCUCGGAGGAGAUACUUUUCCACGCCGGCCGCGGGUACGCCGUCGCCGUUUUCAAUUAUAGGUAUCGAGGGAUGCGGACGACCAUUCAUCAGCACGAAGGGGAAAGCUUGGAGAGAGAUCACGAUCUCAUACAACAACGGUCGAGCAAGCCCGUCAGGGAGUUCUGGGAACAGCACGGCUCGACGACGACGCUCUCGGUCCUGAUGCGCUUC